GGUCAUCGAGGAGAUCCCCUCACAACUCGACACGCGGGUUGGUGACGUAUUUGUCAAUGGACCGAGAUCCGUCACCGAGAAAAAUGGCCGAUGAGGACGAUGAGCCGGCGUUUGAUGAAGAUGUGGAGGAGAGUGGAAGUGGUGCAGAGGGUGGACAAGGCAGAAGAAAAAGAUUAUUUUCCAAGGAAUUGAGAUGCAUGAUGUAUGGCUUUGGGGAUGACCAGAAUCCUUAUACUGAAUCAGUGGACAUCCUGGAGGAUCUCGUUAUAGAGUUUAUCACUGAAAUGACGCACAAGGCCAUGUCAAUAGGACGUCAGGGGCGAGUUCAAGUGGAAGAUAUUGUCUUUCUCAUUCGUAAAGAUCCCAGGAAGUUUGCAAGAGUGAAAGACCUGCUGACAAUGAAUGAAGAAUUGAAACGUGCCAGGAAAGCUUUUGAUGAAGCUAAUUAUGGCUCUUAGUUUCAGAAGGUGCCAUGUCAUAGAGUAAGUGGUAACUCAAUUUUGCCAGCCUCUGAAACAUUUACUUGAAGCACAAUGUUUCACUCAGGAUCUGACUACAAAUAUCAAUAUGGUAGGAUAAGGUGUAGAGGUAAUUUGGUAACAUGGAGUAGUAAAGUUUAAAUUGGCUGCAUUGCUGCAGAGAGAGAUGGAGAUUUGUUAACUUUUUUCAUCACAAUGUAAACAUUGUUAUUGGCUGAGGAACUGAAUGGAGCAAUUCUUGUAGUCUUUAAAAGAUUUAUGUACAUAUCAGGAAAAAUCAUUUUGCACAGUAACUGUAAAUUGGCCUUUUCUGCUGUAGUAAAUGUUAUUGAAAUCUGAUGUUAAUGAAAAGCAAAUAGUCUUCAAGUGAAGUGGAAUUGGAGGGCAAGAAAUAAUUGGACCAGAGGUGCAGAAUUAAUACUCUACCCAUUUUAAAGUCAUAAAUUCUGUCCAUUGUAAUUUAUAAUAGGAGUAUAUUAUGUAUGUAUUUUGCAAUAGCAAGUGACAACUAAACUUGUCUUGCAGUCAUUACACCCUCCUACAAGUUAUUUCAGGGACAAGGUGUAAAGGUAGUUUGACAAGUUUAUGUAUAAAGUUUCCAUUAUAAAUGUGGAUGUUUUAAUGUAUAAUGUUGACAAAAAGUAUGCAUUGGCAAUAUUUGCAUAAAGACAAAGUAAAAUAUCACAAGACACUUAAUAGGAGCAUUACAUCAGAGAUUUCUUUUGGAGCUGCUUUGAUUGUAUUUUAGCAGCUACAUAUUUUGUUUGGUCCAAGACAUUUGUAUGAAAGUACUUUGUUCAAAUUUGGGACCCUCUCUAAAACAUUCAUAUAAUCAAACCAAAGAUCUUUCCAUGGAUAAUGAUGAAAUAAAAACAAUACAGUGCAUAUUAUAGUUUAUUACAAUUGUGUGACCUUUAAUUUUUUACUAACUCUUUGUAAAAUGUACAGUAUGAGUACUUUAACACAUUUUUAUGCUUAAUAAAGACUA
Molecule: messenger RNA, 1467 nt
Organism: Pristis pectinata (smalltooth sawfish)
Lineage: Eukaryota; Metazoa; Chordata; Chondrichthyes; Rhinopristiformes; Pristidae
Gene: taf13
Product: TATA-box binding protein associated factor 13
Exons: 4
Coding region: 57-458 (133 amino acids)
Biological process (GO): transcription by RNA polymerase II
Cellular component (GO): transcription factor TFIID complex
Molecular function (GO): protein heterodimerization activity
Source: RefSeq, a predicted model, not a curated record